AUGAUUCGUGAUUAUCUUCAAUUGAAUUACUCAUCAACUGCAUUCAGUACGACGAAAGACCCCUAUGCAGAUUCAAAGGCUACUUUAUAUGGUGAUAUACAUAGAGUACGGCGUUAUUUUCAUUUUGUUACAAAGACACUUGAUCACAUACCUUAUCUGGAUCGACAAGCCGUCGAUUUAUCCAUAAAAGAAAUACGGAGAACAUACGAUGAUGAUGGCAAUGUUCUCAGCAACAUUCAUGGAUAUUUAAGAACAUUCUGUAUGAAAAAUACUGUUUUUAGCGCUCAUGAAAACGAACAACAACGUGUAAAAUGGAUUAAAGAACUCAAAGAAAAACAACAAGCAGCUAAUGAAUUGCGCGAGAAACUACCAGUGUGUGACAAAAAAUGUCAAGAACUUCAGAAAUCUAUUGAAGUACUUCAGUUACGUCGAGAAAAUUUUAAUAUACAAAUAAAAGAUUUGGCUAAAUCUCUAAAUGUGGCUUCGAUACAGAAACUUGCAAGUCUACGUACAGGAAAGGCAGAAGUAGAAAACGACAUGAAAAAGAAAGAAGAGCUCCUUGCCAAACAUGAUCUGCUGUAUAUGAAAACUUCAGGAGAACUCAUCGAAUAUGAGGCACGGAUUAAAGAUCUUGAAGGUUUUCUCAAACUGGACCUUGCAGAUGAACAACGAAAGUUGAAAGUGAAGUUUGGAAGAGGACUGCUACUUUACGGGCCGCCGGGAACAGGUAAAUCCGAACUUUUAAAACGAGCUGCUGUAUUUGCUGGCAUUACUACAACAACAACUCCAUUAGCUGCUGGUGAACUUAAUCGACCCCAUGUUGGCGAAACAGAGAAGUUACUUGUCGAUAUCAUGUAUCGUUCAAACCCUAUAUCCUAUCUGAUUUGUGCGAUGAUAAUCGACGAGAUUGAUGGGCUUGUUCCUAAACGGGAUAAUAAUGCUCAACAAUCCAAAGUAGACGGUAUUAGCGUUCUUCUCUCACACAUUGAAGGUGUAAAAAAUAUUCCAAAUUUAAUUGUACUCGGCGCCACGAAUCGUAGAAAUAUGAUGGAUGAAGCAUUUUUGCGUCGCAUGCAGGCGAAAUGUUUUGUGGGUCGACCAUCACCUAAAAUUCGAGAAAAAAUGCUCCAACCAUUAAUAGUGAAAGAUCCGCAUACGUUCACGAGACAUCGCAUCGAUUUUCUUGUUAAGAUAACGACAAACUUUAGUGGGGCUGCUGUUGGUGCCCUAAAAUCAAGUAUUAUUGUUGCCUUAGAUCAAGGUCAAACACUGAAUCGGGAUGUUCAAACCAGUUUGCAGACUUCACAAUUCCAAACGAGUUCACCCGAUCUUCAAUCAACAUCCGCAAUUGUCAUUCCUUCAGUUGAAGCGGGUGCACUUAGUAAGUAUGAACUACUUACGUUAGCCGAUGGUGCAGCACGAGAAUUUAGCUGUUGGUUUGGUAUUGGAACGCUACCCGGUAUCUUUCGUCUUUACCCAAAUAUGUGUUCGAGUUCUGAUCAAGAAAGGUACUCACUUGCAUUGCCAAAUCAUGUUCCAUCUGGUCGAAUUCUUGUCAAUUUAAGCGAAAAGAAAUGUAUUAUUGAAGUAGCUGGAGAUGAUUUAUCACUUGAACACGAAUUAGAUGAACAAGAAACAUGUACAUUAGCACUUCUGUCCCGUUUUAUUAAUGGGUGCUCGAGUCGAAAUAUCGAUACUAUACAGAUAAUUGAUUUGAAUUUUCUUACAAAGAAUAAUGCAUUUGAAGAGAAUCAAAUCUUUGAAUUAUUGACAACAACAUUUCUCGGUAAGUAUUAA
Rotaria sp. Silwood2 is the source of this 1797-nucleotide messenger RNA. NCBI's taxonomy places the organism in Eukaryota, Metazoa, Rotifera, Eurotatoria, Philodinida, Philodinidae. The record is from the annotation of a GenBank genome assembly.